Caenorhabditis briggsae is the source of this 645-nucleotide messenger RNA. It is a transcript of the gene Cbr-prx-11, whose product is annotated as Protein CBR-PRX-11. The transcript has a single exon. NCBI's taxonomy places the organism in Eukaryota, Metazoa, Nematoda, Chromadorea, Rhabditida, Rhabditidae. Gene Ontology annotation, cellular component: peroxisomal membrane. The coding region runs from base 1 to 645 and encodes 214 amino acids. The record is from RefSeq and is a predicted model, not a curated record. Gene Ontology annotation, biological process: peroxisome fission.
AUGGUGAACUCAACAACACUGGCCCAUCUCAACACCAAUAUUGAUCAUUUGUCUACAGUACUAUCGUCAUACGCCGGAAGAGACAAAGCGAUUCGUUCCCUGGCCUUCUACCUGCAACUACGCUCCACGACGUCUUCAGAAUCCUCCAAAGAGAUUCUGGCACUUGCCAAGCAACUAAGUGCCGCCCGUCUUGUAUCCAGACAGUUCAAUCAUCCAUCUAUGCUGAAGUCCUGCAGGCAAAUUUGGCAAGCGUUUGAUUCUGGCCGAAUUGGGGACCCAUUGGAAUUUUUCACUGGCGCAGCGGUGACAGGAAUCUAUACAGUUUAUGGAGUCGUUGAGUUGCUGGCGUGGUUAAGUGACGCCAAAUUGCUGGGAUUUGAGUCUGCUAGGCUCUACAAAUGGUGUCUAUAUCUUUGGUUAUCAGCACUUAUCAAUGGAAUUAUCCGGCAGAUUCGGAUAAUUUAUCGAAAAGGAAUCGAGAAAUCGCAGGAGGAUGUUUUGACGCUAAUCGGGUUGUCUUCUGACUUUAUCAGUGGCUUGAACGGUCUACCACAUAAGUUCUUGUGGGCCGGAAAGCUUUCAAUGCGACAGAGCGCCACGUUUUCGCUGUUGGCCUCGAUUAUUGGAUUUCAUAAAUUAUGGUAG